Molecule: messenger RNA, 1371 nt
Organism: Arvicola amphibius (Eurasian water vole)
Lineage: Eukaryota; Metazoa; Chordata; Mammalia; Rodentia; Cricetidae
Product: probable G-protein coupled receptor 83
Exons: 4
Coding region: 1-1371 (456 amino acids)
Biological process (GO): neuropeptide signaling pathway
Cellular component (GO): membrane
Molecular function (GO): neuropeptide receptor activity
Source: RefSeq, a predicted model, not a curated record
AUGGAGGAAGAGCCAACCACAGAAAUGCCCCAGGAGGCUUUCCAGAGCCCUGGCACCAUGAGCAGCUUCGGGGAUGAGCUGACUCCAGAAGCCCUGAGUGUACCUAGUGGUUUUGAUGACUUGAUCACAUCCACUACUUCCCUGCUACUUCAGGCUGUGUCCAAUGUCGCAUCUGCGGUGGGGCGUGCUGGUGGACUGUCCAAGACCCCAGACAACAUGAUGGGAGACCUGGCCGACACAUCAGGUCCCCUAGAUUUGGAAAUUGUAUCCGAGGAUGAUCACAUGCAGUUCUGGCUAGUGGUAGGGUACACCGUAGUGGUCUUUGCCUCCAUCAUAGGCAACUUGGUCUUAAACCAUAUAAUUAUGAAGUACAACAAUGCCCAUACUGCCACCGGCCUCCUCGUUGUCAACAUUGCUGUGACCAACAUCAUGCUCGCUCUUCUCAGCUCUCCCUUCACCAUGGUGCGCUAUAUGUCUCAUUCCCUGGUGUUUGGAAAGAUGACCUGUCACCUCAGUCGCUUUGCCCAAUACUCAUGUGCCUAUGUAACUGUGAUGAGUAUGGCAGCUAUUUCCCUGGAUCGAUAUCGGGUGAUGCUACAUCCUUUGAAGCCCCAGAUUACUCCCAUGCAAGGCAAUGUUUGCAUCAUUGUCAUCUGGAUUGUGAGCACCUGUGCUGCACUGCCACAUGCUGUUUACCAGAAGCUUUACCAGGUGGAAAUUGGAAACACAACUGAUGAAAGUGCCUGCCUCCCCAGUUUCCCAUAUACUUCAAAAUCCACAUGGAUCUACGUUGACCUAGGCACCUUUCUGGUCUUCUUUAUGUUGCCUUUGGGGGUCUUGGUGGGUGUCUAUGCUCGUGCGGCCAAAAAGCUGUGGUUCUAUGAUGCUGUUGAUGACAUCAAUUUCCACACUUACAUCUGUCAGCGUGGGAAGAAGAAGCAGACCCUAAAGAUGCUGAUGUUGGUGGUGUUUCUCUAUGCAAUCAGUUGGCUCCCCCUCAAUGUGUACCUGGUGCUGCUGUCCAGUGAAGCCAUCUCGAGCCACAAUGGUCUCUAUUUUUUCCUCCACUGGCUAGCAAUUAGCAGCUCCUGCUACAACCCCUACAUCUAUUGCUGGCUCAGUGAUAGCUUUCGUAUUGAAGUGCAGAAGGUCAUCAAGGAAAUCCAUAAGAAGCUGCUAGAUAAAAUCAGCCGCCUUAGGGGAGAGCAUCGCCGACUGAGCUCUGCAUCUCAUACCCAUGUCCUUGCCUCUGAAGAUCCCAAUCCAGGAGUGCCCAGAUUCCCACGAUUCAAAGAUUUUGAUGAGCUGCCCAGUCCCCCUCCUUCCCCAGCAGUGGAAAUCUCCUUUAUCCACGCAGUGCCUCGAGUUUAA